Messenger RNA from Equus quagga, 759 nucleotides. It is a transcript of the gene PDCL2, whose product is annotated as phosducin like 2. Gene Ontology annotation, cellular component: cytoplasm. The transcript has 6 exons. NCBI's taxonomy places the organism in Eukaryota, Metazoa, Chordata, Mammalia, Perissodactyla, Equidae. The record is from RefSeq and is a predicted model, not a curated record. The coding region runs from base 1 to 759 and encodes 252 amino acids. Gene Ontology annotation, biological process: protein folding.
AUGCAAAAGAAUGAAGUUGGACUCCUAACUCCAAAGGAUCCAAAUGAAGAUACAGAAUGGAAUGAAAUUUUAAGAAAUUUUGGCAUUCUUCCUCCAAAAGAAGAGCCAAAAGAUGAAAUUGAAGAAAUGGUUUUACGUUUACAGAAAGAAGCAAUGGUUAAACCAUAUGAAAAGAUGACUCUUGCACAGUUGAAGGAAGCUGAAGAUGAAUUUGAUGAUGAAGAUAUGAAAGCUAUUGAAAUAUAUAGAGAAAAACGGUUACAGGAAUGGAAAGCUCUUAAGAAAAAACAAAAAUUUGGAGAAUUAAGAGAAAUUUCUGGAAAUCAGUAUGUGAAUGAAGUCACAAAUGCAGAAAAAGAUGUAUGGGUUAUAAUUCAUCUAUACAGAUCAAGCAUCCCAAUGUGUUUGUUGGUUAACCAGCAUCUUAGUCUCCUAGCAAGAAAGUUUCCAGAAACUAAAUUUGUUAAAGCCAUCGUGAAUAGCUGUAUUCAACACUACCAUGACAAUUGUUUACCAACAAUUUUUGCUUAUAAAAAUGGUCAGAUAGAAGGCAAAUUCAUUGGAAUUAUAGAAUGUGGAGGGAUAAAUCUCAAGCUAGAAGAACUUGAAUGGAAGCUAGCAGAAGUUGGAGCAAUACAGACUGAUUUGGAAGAAAACCCCAAAAAAGACAUUGUAGAUGUGAUGGUAUCUUCAAUAAGAAACGCUUCUAUUUAUGAUGACACUAACAGUUCAAACAGUGAUAAUGAUGAUACCAAAUAG